This is a messenger RNA of Monoraphidium neglectum, 202 nucleotides long. RefSeq lists its product as hypothetical. The annotation marks the transcript as partial. The transcript has a single exon. The record is from RefSeq and is a predicted model, not a curated record. NCBI's taxonomy places the organism in Eukaryota, Viridiplantae, Chlorophyta, Chlorophyceae, Sphaeropleales, Selenastraceae.
AUGGAGGCGACGCCCGAGGGGCUCGCCGUGGCCGCGGCGACGCGGGAGCUGCUCGGCAAGAAGCGCAAGGCAGCUCAAGAUGCUCCGGAAGAGCCUCAAAGCUCCAAAAAGCUGUCACGGCCGCCCCCGACCUGCACUCACGAGGUCGCGAGGCCCGAGGGGUUCGACGACGCCACUGUAGACCUCGAUGAGAAGACGCAUG